This is a messenger RNA of Penicillium cosmopolitanum, 444 nucleotides long. RefSeq lists its product as uncharacterized. Bases 1 to 444 code for a protein of 147 amino acids. The record is from RefSeq and is a predicted model, not a curated record. The transcript has a single exon. Lineage: Eukaryota; Fungi; Ascomycota; Eurotiomycetes; Eurotiales; Aspergillaceae.
AUGGAUUACGACCAUCAGACUCUACACCGUGAAAUUAUGCACGACCUCUGCGCCAUUGAUCCAGUCACUGCCAACAAAGUCCUCGACAAGUGUACUGCGAAAGCUAUAUCUAGUGGAUGGUGCCGCGGAAUCGAGCUCUUGCUAGCGUGUGGGAUGUAUGUGGAAUCUCGCAAAUACCAAUACCGAUGGCCAGGCUCCAAGAUUGGUUGCGGGUUUCGCCAUCAAAGAGCUGCGGCAUAUGUCGACGAGACGGACACGCGGGCUUUCAAUUUCUACACCGGCAUCUCGUUGAUUGCUGCAACAAAGAGUUCAGAGCAAAUUUUAAGAAGCACAUUGGGGAACAAUGCUUCAGAAGUCGUGCAUUCCAACUGGUCAUGUCUGUCAUUUUUACCGCGCUCCAUUAGGGCCACGAGCUCGUGGGUCGAAACCACGAUACUCUGGUAG